Messenger RNA from Stegodyphus dumicola, 5377 nucleotides. RefSeq names its product protein giant-lens-like. Lineage: Eukaryota; Metazoa; Arthropoda; Arachnida; Araneae; Eresidae. The record is from RefSeq and is a predicted model, not a curated record.
CGCGCGCGGGAAAUCUCAAAAAGCCCGCGAAUCUCUCACCUCGACGCACCUGUCUUCACGUCGCUGUUGUUGCUCCUCGUUCUUCCCGAUGUUGCGCUCUUGGUUCGUCGCUCUGAGGUCCUACCCGGCCGUCCUGGGUGUGCUGUUGGCGGCGGUGGCCCCUCUGGUGCUGUCGUCUGCUGCUCUAGCGAAAAAUUCCGUGAAGGUAAACGACAAACUUUUCAAGUCCUCAUCGCUCCUGAAGAUACUCUACCCAAAAGGGACUGGCGAGUCUCAGAUGCCUGAAUGCGAGCGCUGGUCAGUCUGUAGUCGAGUCGAUACGUAUUCUACGCCGUGGGUGGAACGUCUGUGCACGUGUCGUGGUGGUCAGAUGUGUUCUACAUCCCUUCAAGCAGAUGAUGGACACACCGUAGUGGACAGGACGAGACAAUACAAAGUUUGCGAAUCGGCGGACGCCCUUCCGAUAUGCCGUGUUUUCAAGGACAUUACGUGGACCAAUAUAAUCGGCACGGAUAAUAAAUUUCAACAGCGGAUGCACUGUAAAUGCCCCCACAAUACCACCACGUACAUCUUCGGACAAGAUGUCAAGAUGACGGCGCAAGGCUUGUUCUUCUAUUAUCACUUCUCCUGUUCUCCUGUGAUUAAAAUGCCAUGUGGUCGGAAGGAACCCUGCCGCCUAUUCUCAGUUCGCAAACGAUUUCCCGUAGAAGACGUGACAACUAGUUUUCUGUGCGAUUGUCCACCUAAGGCAACUUGCCCCACGCAUCACACAGAUCCUUACGUCGUGGAAGAUUAUGAUAGCCCACGUGAUGGUGCCAGGACGUAUAGUGGGUAUUGCAGAACGAUGGUAUUAUGAGAUACAGCUCUGAACUUUUAUAUUUUGUAAAUACUACUUGAAAAUUGUACAAAUGCAUAUCCAAGGAGGUCGAUACAUGACAUAGACAAUGCUGUUGUGUCGAAGCCUGUGCACAAAAUGCUGCUGAGAAACAUGUUUGAGAAGAAAACAUGACUUAGCAGUCAGUCCCGGUGUAGUCGAUGUAUUGUGAUCUCAUCCGAGUACCUGUAAAUGUGACUGUUUUUAGAUUUCAUACCAUUGAGCUCAAACCGCAGUUAUACAAAUGUAUUUAAAAGAUUGCUUAUGUCUCUUACAUAAUCCAUUAUUUUUGAGCCUGUGAAUUGAAAUCCUUCAGAUAAAUGCUAACCAUAUUUAAAGUUUUUGUUAUCUUUUGCAUUUUCAGUUAAACUUUAAAAGUUGUUACGACAAUAGAUUAUUGGUAAAUGGAUAAAUUACAAAUUCUAUUUGGCAAAUAGAUUAUUUGGGUAAAAUAUGAAAGUCGCAUUCUGGGUCUUAGAGUGUUUUGUCUCUUAAAAAACUCUUGACAAUUCAAGCUUGUUAAGUUAUGAUUAUUACUGAAAUUUUUAUUCUGAAACACUUUCAAGUCUUUUGAAGUUGAAAUAUGUUUUUUCUUUCUGUUUUGUUAGAAGUUUGAAAAAAAAAAAUUUCAUGAAAGUAAAGUAUUACCCAAAGAGCUAAAUUACUGUCAAAUAUUAUCGCGAAAUUGAUUACAAACCUUGUUACCUUUUUAUAAUCCAUACCUAGCAAACUUGAAAAUUUUUAAUGGCUUCAUGUAUGUGGAAUUUUUAUCUUGAAUCUUGAAGUUGUUGAAGUUAUACUGUUUUAUUCAUUUUCCAAAGCCAAACACUGAAGUUUUUUAUUUUCGAAAUAAAAAUCUCAAGUUAAGAAAUCCCGAAAGGUAAAACCAAAAUCAUUACUAUAAAACAUGACUAUGAAAUGGGUACAGCCUAGUCCAAUUUUAGAAAAUAUGAAGAAUUUGAGUAUCUAUAAGCUUGCUGAAAUCAAGCUAUGGUGAUAUUUUAUCUUGAAACUUCAAGUUUACUGAUGGUGAAAUUGGGCUAUGCUUGCUUUUUUAAUCUUGAAACUUCAAGUUUACUGAUGGUGAAAUUGGGCUAUGCUGCUUUUUUUUUAUCUAAAACUUCAAGUUUACUGAUAAUGAAAUUCGGCUAUGCUUUUUUUAUCUUGAAAUUUCAAUUUUACUGAUGGUGAAAUUGGGCUAUGCUACUUUUUUAUCUUGAAACUUGACAUAGUGAAACCAUUUACUGGGCUGUGCUGCUUUUUUAUCUUAAAACUUCAAGUUUACUGAUAGUGAAUUUGGCUAUGCUGCUUUUUUAUCUCGAAACUUCAAGUUUACUGAUAACGAAAUUGGGCUAUGCUGAUCUUUGUUCUUGAAACUUUAGGCUCAUUGAUGGUGAUUUCUUUUUGGAAAUUAAGGAAUUAAUAAAAGUUAAAGAAUUGAUGAUGAGAUUUUCAACAUAUCUGAAAGAGCAUAAAGGAAAAGAGUUCUUGGCAUUGCAUUCUUUUAUUAAAAUGUGUUUAAAGCUGUUAAUUUAUAUAUAAACUCAUAACAUUAUUAUAGUUUAGAUUAAUGCAAAUCAUCUGGAAUGAGUAUAAGAUAUUUAUCAUUUUGAAGAUAUUUCGUGUUCUGUACAGAACUAAACUAACAUUAGAAAAUAUUCGUAUAAAAUGCUAAAUGUGUUCUAUUUCUGUUAGUCUUAUAAGUCUUUUUAUAAAGCUUUCUCUUAGAAAAAAUCGUUUCCAUUCAUCGCUUUCAAUGUACGCUCUGAUUAUUCUUGUGAAAAACGUUUAUAUUUGUAGCUUCAUUAUUUUCAGUGAUUCUGGUCAAACUGGAUUAACUCACUGUAAUUAAUAAUCUGAUGCAUGUAAACUAAAUGACAAACUCCCGUACACAUUUCCUCUCCAGUUUUCUGUGUUCAUGAGUUUUUCUUCAAAAUGGUUUGAAGGUUUCAAGCGAACUGAAAUAUUUCAGCCGAUUAUACAACCAAGUUAACUUCCUGAUUAUUUUUGCCUGAAAGAUAUAAGGAAGUUAUGUCUCUUGAAAGUAUUUGAACACUUUCUGAAAUAUACAAGGUGAUUCGAACAAGAAGGCAAGGAGCAAUAUUCGUCAUAGAAUGUAUGGUCGGAAAGUAGUUACAGAGUAGUUUUCCACUGUCGUAUCUAAAAAAUUAACACAAGAAUGAGAGGAAAUACUUCAGAAAACGUUUUAUUAACAGAACGUGCUCAUAAAAAUUACUGAAUAGACCUUCCGACAACUAUAAUGAAGGCUUUAAGCCUGCAGGAUAGGGAUUGACGCACAUUUGCGAAGACACCAGGCAUUUCCCGAAUUCACCAGCAACAACGGCGAUCCUGGCGCCUAGAUAUGUAUUGUUUUCAAUGGGGCUCUCGUAGACUAAGCUUCUCAGAUGGCCCCGCAGAAAAAGUCCGCAAAAGAGAGAUCCGGUGAUCUUGGUGGCCAAGCUAUGGGACCACCUUGACCAAUCCAUGUUAUUCGUAUAACCAGCAAUCCUCUCGGCAAUCCACGAUAGAAAAUGCCCGUUGGAUGAGAGGACUGACCCUCUUUAUACUAUUCAUUUACUAUGCCACCGUUUGAGUCCCGAUCAUACAGUCUCUGACGAAUAUUACUCGUAUAGUUGCUUUCUAUCACCCCCUAACUGUCUGCCCUCUUGUUCAGAUUCACACUGUAUAUCCAUUGUUAUAUUAGCUCGUCAUACGUAUUUGCCAUUGAGGCAGUGGUGCAGUUCACCUUCCUUUAACAGAACAUUUUUAAACAUAUUUUAAUUUGGAGAACUGAAUCGAAUGUUAAAACUAAAAUUUUAAUAACUGUGUAGAAAUUCUCGCGGACCUCUAUCAUAUUUUGGUAGCUUAAUGCAACAUGGAGUGAAAUAUUCGAGAAAUAUAUCGCUGCAGUGAUUGUGAUUUAUCUGCAACUUAACGCGAAGAAAAAUUUGCCGUUUAACGUUGAACUCUUACAAAAAAUAGUAAGUUUUAGGCCCAAGUAUGUAUGUUUGUGAAUCCAGAAAUGCAUAUUAAAAUCUGUAAUGAGAGUAUUUUUGUGUAUUAAUAUAAUACUAAUAAUAUGACAGUACUAGUAAUUCUUUCCAUAACUCGCAUAUGUUCAUCAAUUCCUUCCCCGCUCCUCCCACCGCUAGAGUGUGUUUCAUGCAACAAAAUCUCUCUCUGAUCGUUUCUUGUUUUGAUUUUAAUGUUCAAUGCAUCAAGUGUUUGUUUAUGUAACUGUGAAUUUUUGCUUGUUUUUCCAUUUUAUGCGAUCUGUUUUGUCUAUUUUUGCUACUGUUAUUAUUUUCCAAUGUAUAAGAUGUACUGGCGGAAAAAUAUGGCUGUAAUGUUUUUGCACAAAGUUAUAAAUAUUGUUUAAAUGCUUAAAAUGAAUUUUACUGCAGAGAAUCGUAGUUAAAUUGUGCUCCACUGCACUGAGUCAUUGUGCUGUAAUAUUAAAUGAGCUAAAUAUAUAUUUAAUAAAUAUAACUAUAAUCAGAGAGUAAACAGUUACCUUGCGCAACUGUGUCAGGUCGUAGGAUUUUUGUUAAAAUAAUUAUCGUAAUAUAAAAUGUUUCUUAAAUACUAAGCUGAAACAUCAAGUAGCAAAAUUACAGUUUUUAACUAUAAAACUGUUAGAAUAAAAAGCAAAUAAACUUCUGAUGUCAUUCUAUUCUUAUUAUUUAUAUAAAUUUGUUUAAAAUGUGUUUGCUAAUAAGAGAAGAAAGCAUAUGUUUCAUAAGGAAUGUUUUCUAAUCGAACAAUUUCUUAUUUUUCAACUGGAAAAUGUUUUUGAGAUUGUUCCUUAAAAAAAAAAUGCAGUAAAAGUACUGUUAUUUAAAUAGUACGCAAUCCCAUUUGUAAAGAUAUUAAGGUUUGAAAUUUUUAAAGAAAUAGUUGAAGAUUAUUAAUUUAAAAAGAGUAGUGCUGCCAUCUAUAUGUGUAAUUUGAAACUAUUUCGCAAGAAUGGCUGGUGCUGCCAUCUAUUUAACUCUAUUGUAAUUCAUUAUCUUUUAACCUACUUUCAUUUUUAUUUUUAUGACUGGUCGCUAGUGCAAAUUUGUGUCAAUCAUGAGCAAAUUUUCGAGGAAAAGUGGUUCAUGAUACUUGUAUUUUAAUUGUAUAUAAAUAUUAUGAAUGAUAAUGUGCAUGUAUUUGUUGAGAGCAAAUGUGCAAUUUAUUUGUAUAAAGAUGGACUGUUAUUGAGUGACUGUUAACUUUAUAACUAAGCGACUGUUGUGUAUAUACGAUGUGAUGUUAAAUGUGUUUUUUUCAUUUUUCAGUAUUUAAUUGUAAUUAGCUUCGAGUUUGACGUUUUGUCCCAGUGAAUUAUUUACUCUUACUGUAAUGCUAAUACAAUGAAGAUUUUUCUGACUUGUCUUUUAUUCUUGACUUUUUUGUUACUUAUUGAAAUGAGUCAUCAUAUUUUCCUGUAAGACUGCUUUUACAUUUUUGUAAUUACUGAAAAAAUAAAAAAAAAUGUUUUAAUGAGUUUCACAUCCA